CAACUGAUCAAGGGGCGUGGAGUGGAAGAAGAUUAGGGAAAUGGGAGGUGGCAGCUCCAGCAAGUACAGUUGCGGCAGUGCUUCUGAAACCCUAGAAUGGAUACACGCUAUUCACCAAUUUCUUACUCCAUAUUCUUUCCUAAUCAAUGCUCACGUAGUCAAUUUCUUCAAUGAUCGACUCUGGGAAGCUAUCGAUGAAGAUUGGAUUGAUUGCCUCAAGAAUGAGCCUGUGGACCAUCUUCUCCAGAUCCCAUCUGGAAUAUUCCAGGAUCACUGGCCUCCUUCGCUUCAGCAAUUUGUCAUUGCUUUAGGCUCCCUUGUGCUUCCUCGACAUCAGGCAGGGUUGCAGUCGAUAUUGGCCAACAUGGGCAUGACUUCACUUGAUAGUGUUCUUACUCAGGGCAUGAAUAUGAAGAAAAAACAUGAGGUAGAGGUUCUUUCUGCUGUUGUCGAUUCAAUUGCAAACAGUGUGGGAGCUGAUACAAUAGUAGAUGUUGGUGCUGGUCAGGGCUAUCUUGCACAAGUACUUUCCUUUCAAUAUCAGCUCUCUGUGGUUGCAAUUGAUUCUUGUUCUCAUCAUGGAAAUGUUACAAAUGCACGUGCAGAACGAAUCAAGAAGCACUAUGCAGCUCAGAUGCGUAAAUCUGGGUCAGGGAGUAGGAGUUUGAAUGUGCCAAAGACUGUAACAUGCCGUGUAAUGUCUGCUGACAUGUUGAAAGCCGUGAAUGACAUGUUACUGUAUGAAGAUGAUGUUCAGCGUCCACAGCAGAUUGGACAAAGCAUAAGCCAACCUUCUCAUGCAGGACUACAUAAGAGAAGAUUGCCAUCUUUGUGUGAUGUACAUAAUGAGUCUUCAUUUGUUCUUGCUGGACUUCAUGCAUGUGGAGACCUUUCAGUAACAAUGCUUAGGACAUUUUUGGAGUGCAAAGAAGUUAAAGCAGUGGUUAGCAUUGGUUGUUGUUACAACUUACUAUCUGAAGAAGUAUGUGAGAGUUCUUCUUCCCAAUGUGGUUUUCCAAUGAGUACUGGUAUUAAAUCUGCUGGCUUAUCACUUGGAAAAAGUUCACGUGACCUUGCUUGUCAGAGUGCAGAGAGAUGGAGAGUCAUGGGAAAGGAUGCUGGUCUUCAUAAUUUUGAGUUGCAUGCUUUCCGGGCUGCCUUCCAGAUGGUUCUCUAUAGGUAUUAUCCAGAAGUUUUGAUUAGAAGCCUUGCUAUAGGGCGUCAAGGGAAAGCUUUGCGCCGCCAACAGCAAAGGAGGAAUUUGGAGUCUUCCCUGCAUCCUGAAAAAGAUGACAAAGCAGCUUUUGCAAUGGAGAAAGAUUCCUUAUUUCAAGGGAUUUCUUCUGGUGAGACUACCAUAUCUGAUGCAAUUAAUUCUGUUGAUAAGUAUUCCCUCUUUGAGAAAUUUUGCAAGUCUGGGUUGUGCCGCCUUGAUCUCAAACCUUUGCCAGAUGUGAAUUUUAAAGAAGUGUGGGAGGAAGCUGCACCAUUUGCUGAAUUUAUUGGACCUUAUUGGUCUCUUCGUGCUGCUUUAGGACCUCUUUUGGAAACACUUAUUCUGCUUGAUAGAUUAUUGUUCCUCCAAGAGCAAGGCAGUUCAGUGGAGGCAGUCAUGUUGCCUAUUUUUGAUCCUGUAUUAUCCCCAAGGAAUGUCGCCAUAAUUGCAAAGAAAAGAAAUUGACACAAAUUUGAGAAGCAUUGAGUUAGAUACGGUGCAACUUGCAUGCAGGUUGAUUGCUGAAUUUCAUUGGAGUGUGCUUGUCUUGUGUUUCUUCUGGUGGGAAUGAACAGGUGUAUGACCAGUCUUCCCCUACAAAUCUCUAUUGCUUAGGAGGUUGGAAUGAGUAGGACGGCUUUGUUUGCAUUCCAACUUUCACCAGAAACACCUUUGAAGCUUGACCCAUUCCAUGAAUUCCUCUUGAACUCAUAAAAUUUUCAAAGAAACUACAACACAAGCCAAGGUACUAUCAACUUGGUACAUUGUAUUAGUUUAAUCGUUAGCUGAAGUAGACAGAUGGUAGAGUCUGAUUUAUUUAUUGGUCUGUAUCUGAGGAAGAAGAUUCUUCUAACUAAUUUGUGGAGAGGAAGACAUUGCAUUUUGUUAAACUAAUAGGGGGAUCACACUUGUUCACAUUUGACUGACUUUUUGUCUCUUUUAGAAAGUUGUAGUCUUGAUUGGAUUAGUCUUUGGAAUCCAAGUAGUAUUUUUGCCCGUGAAA
Messenger RNA from Vitis riparia (riverbank grape), 2219 nucleotides. Its product is annotated as protein RRNAD1. Lineage: Eukaryota; Viridiplantae; Streptophyta; Magnoliopsida; Vitales; Vitaceae. The transcript is spliced from 12 exons. The coding region runs from base 41 to 1681 and encodes 546 amino acids. The record is from RefSeq and is a predicted model, not a curated record.